AUGGGUUCUAACACAGCGUCUUCUCAGUCAUCGAAGCUGUUGUUCCGCCAGCUCUUUGAAAAGGACUCUUCUACGUACACUUACCUUCUGGCUGAUGUUUCACACCCUGACAAACCCGCGCUUUUGAUUGACCCUGUAGACAAAACUGCUGAUAGAGACCUGUCUCUUGUUAAAGAACUAGGAUUGAAGCUUAUCUAUGCCCUGAACACCCAUGUUCAUGCUGAUCAUGUCACUGGAACAGGCCUCAUUAAGACUAAGUCUCCAGGUGUGAAAUCUAUUAUUUCAAAAGCAAGUGGUUCCAAAGCUGAUCUUGUGGUUGAACCUGGUGAUAAAAUAUCUUUUGGAGAUCUUUUUCUUGAGGUUCGUGCCACGCCUGGACAUACAUUGGGUUGUGUUACCUAUGUUACAGCAGAUGGACCUGAUCAGCCUCAACCUCGGAUGGCAUUCACUGGUGAUGCUUUAUUGAUACGUGGAUGUGGAAGGACAGAUUUUCAGGUAAGCACUGUGGAAGAAGAAAUGCUAUAUAAUCCUCGCCUGACGAAGGAUGAGGUGAUUCCUUUGUACCCUUCUUCUUAUUCUGAUGCAGAAAAUGUUGAUUGA
Molecule: messenger RNA, 600 nt
Organism: Dovyalis caffra
Lineage: Eukaryota; Viridiplantae; Streptophyta; Magnoliopsida; Malpighiales; Salicaceae
Source: the annotation of a GenBank genome assembly